AUGACGUCAAUUCUAGCCUUUAUCGCUAACUCUAAAGAAGGCGUUUCUACCCAAGAUAUCGAAAAGGCUUUCCCUUCUCUUUCUUUAUCUUCAAUUGUGGCCGAACUUAACCGACUUUCCAAAGAAGGACAAGUUGAUAUUUUUCGAACUAAAAGUGGAAUAUUCUACCGUCAUAAUCAAGAAGAGCAUAAGUUUGCUACUGGUGAAGAGAAGAUUCUUUAUUUACUGGUUAAAGAAUCGGGCAGUGAUGGAAUUUGGAUUAAAGAUAUCAAAACAAAAAGUGGACUACAUCAAAAUCUGAUUACUAAAAUACUACGCAGUUUAGAACAACGUUUACUUAUCAAGGCAGUCAAAUCAAUCAAGCAAAACCGCAAAGUAUAUAUGCUUUAUGACUCAGUACCAUCAGUAGAGUUAGGUGACGGUCCUUGGUUUACACCAGAUGGCGAGUUAGAUUUAGGAUUUGUUGAUGCCAUCAAAACCGUAGCUCUAGAAUGGAUUGCUAGUUUUGCCACCAGUACACAUCUUCCCCCAUUCAAAACUUUACCAGAAUGUCAAGAUGUCCAUGACUUCAUAACAAGAGCCGGUAUUUCUUCCAUUCCCUUAAGUUCCAGCGACGUCCUACGUAUUUUAGAUCUCCUAGUUAAUGAGCAAAAGGUUACUCGUUUAGGCACCAAGUACUUAGCCAUCACCACCUCCACCUAA
Molecule: messenger RNA, 702 nt
Organism: Nematocida homosporus
Lineage: Eukaryota; Fungi; Microsporidia
Product: DNA-directed RNA polymerase III subunit RPC6
Exons: 1
Coding region: 1-702 (233 amino acids)
Biological process (GO): transcription by RNA polymerase III
Cellular component (GO): RNA polymerase III complex
Source: RefSeq, a predicted model, not a curated record